Camellia sinensis is the source of this 737-nucleotide messenger RNA. The record is from RefSeq and is a predicted model, not a curated record. Lineage: Eukaryota; Viridiplantae; Streptophyta; Magnoliopsida; Ericales; Theaceae.
UUUGAAUAUUAGAAAAUUCAACGAAAGUGGGAAUGCAUUUAAAUAGAUUAUAUUUCAUUAAACGUGUAGUAGUUCUUACUGCAACAGUGCACGUCAUUGGGGGUAAAUUUAGGGGUACGGGUCUUGAGCAUUUUUCUUUUCCUGGAACCUAUGAGAAUUUGAAAACAAGCAAUAUUGCUGCAUGGUCUUGCCAAUUUAUUUCUGUUAGGCACACUUCUUUUCUUUCUGUUUUUUUGAAGCAAGCAUUAUAUUGUGGGUUGCAGGUGGUUCGUGCUGUUGGAGGAAAAAUUCCUGUUCUCAUUGAUGGAGGAGUGAGGCGUGGUACAGAUAUUUUCAAGGCAUUAGCUCUUGGUGCACAAGCUGUUAUGAUUGGAAGGCCAGUCCUCUAUGGAUUAGCAGCAAAGGGUGAAAAUGGGGUGCGACGAGUCAUUGAAAUGCUGAAGGAUGAGUUGGAGCCCACCAUGGCCCUAUCUGGCUGCCUUACCGUGAAGGAUAUCACCAGAAGUCAUGUGAGGACAGAGUACGACAGAUUCAACUGUAGGCUUUAGUUUAGAUAAAGUUCUAAGUUGUUGUCGUUGUUGAUGUUAUUUAUCUUGGAUAUGCUCAUACUGAUAACUAAGACCCCUAGUUCUGUGAUGAUUGUCACUUUAAAUACAUUUUAGCUUGUGGAUUGUAUUGUCAAGUUUUAUAUAUUACAAGAACCAAACAUGUAAUGCUGUGCAUAUGGAAUUUCCUCU